Molecule: messenger RNA, 1911 nt
Organism: Malassezia sympodialis ATCC 42132
Lineage: Eukaryota; Fungi; Basidiomycota; Malasseziomycetes; Malasseziales; Malasseziaceae
Exons: 1
Coding region: 1-1911 (636 amino acids)
Source: RefSeq, a predicted model, not a curated record
AUGCGCCACGCUCUUGACACGGUCCGUCUGGAGACGGACGCCCAAGCGCGCUCGCACCAGCAGCUGGUGAACUCGAUCCGGAAGGAGGUGCAAGAUCCCCUCUCUGAUUUCAUGGCGCGCGUAGAGAGUCUGCGCCGGGACGCACAGACGACGGUCGUGAAGCUGUUCAAGCACAAACAUACGCAAACGCAGUAUGUACAGCGCUCUCGUGAGAAGUAUGAGACGGACUGCAUGAAAAUCAACGCGUACACAGCCCAGAGCAAUCUCGUGCAGGGCCGCGAGCUUGAUAAGCUAAUGGCUAAGCUGGAACGCGUGCAGGCCAACAUUGAAUCUGACGACCGCGACUACCAGAGCUACGUGCGAGCUCUGCAGGACACGACCCAAAAAUGGAAUGCAGAGUACAAGAGUUUUCUGGAUAUCUGUCAGGAUGUGGAAGAGGAGCGCCAGGAGUUCCUCAAGACUAACCUAUGGAGCCUGGCCAAUGCAGUGUCCAGCGUCUGUGUGACCGACGAUGAGGCCUGUGAACGUGUGCGUGUGUCGCUGGAGGGAUGCGAGGCGCAGCGUGAUGUCCAGAUGUUUGUGCGGGAGUUUGCCACGGGCUCUGUGAUCCCCACGGCGCCCGAGUACAUCAACUACGCACAGAACACUAUGCUGCCACCCCAGAAUACGACAGGCCAAGCGCACUUUGCGCGUCUGUCGAUGCGCGAUUCAGAGGGUAUGCCGCCACCCAGCUCGACCAUGCUUGCCAAGCAGCCCAUCCUCUCGCCGUCGCAGCUGCAGACGCCAGGUCUGCGUGCACCGACACCGGGUAUGAGUCCUGGAGCAUCGCCAGGGGCGACUUCGGUUUCAUCUGCCAUGUCGCGCACGCCUGCGUCUCUUGCGUUGCAGACGCCCAGUGUGCCUAGUCAGCCCAGCUACCUCGCUACCAUGAGCCGUACGCCGCCCCCACAGGCGAUUUCGCCGUCGGCGCGGACGCCGCCACCGUCCACAUCGAAUCGCAACAGUAUGUUUGCGCCUGGUGCGCUACCGCUAGCACAGAACCAAGCGCCGUCGCCGACGCCGUCACAGCCGAGCUCCCGUCCGACUUCCCGUCCGACCUCACAACUGCUCGCAGAACCGGAAGAUACGGAUGAUCCUAUCGCCAAGGCCCUAGCGAACUUGCGCAUGCGUCAAAGCCGCAAGAGUCCUGCGCCAGGCAGCCGGCCCACGAGCAUGCUGAGCACGGCGGCGGUCGACAAGGAAUUGCCGGCGAUGCAGGACGCCGGAGCUCCGGCGCCUGCCGCUACACCCUCGAUGGUGGAUCCUCGCUGGCAGCGUGCCAUCUCGCCGGAACCAUCGGCACAGCGGGCUGUGUCGCCGGAUCCGCGCAUGCAAGCGCGGCCCAUCUCGCCGGCCGCUGCCUUUAUGAACCCGCCGAUCCGCGGCACAUCACCGAUCCCCGUGGAGAAGAUCCACAGUGCGUAUGGUCAGGCAUUCCCCAGCGAGCGUCGCUCGGCAAACAGUUCGCCUGUAAAGGACGGGCACGAGCCACAGCGGGCCACUACGCCACUGGGUCUCUCCCUGGACGCGAACGGCGCCGUGUCGCAAGACACGAUGGCCGGCCGGUACGGCCAGGCAGCGCCGGCCGGCGCGGGUUCAGCACCUGCGCACGCACCCGCGGGGGGCUCGCAGCUCGCACGUCCGCCCACGGGUCAGUACAGCGAGACGGGCGAACCCAUCCUAUUCUAUGUCAAGGCCCUGUACGACUACACGGCGACGCUGCCGGAGGAAUUCAGCUUUACGGCGGGCGACAUUAUUGCCGUGACGCAUACAGAGCCAGAUGGGUGGUGGCAAGGUGAGCUGCUGGACGAGGCGCGCCGUGUGCCGGGCGCCUACACAUUCCCCAGCAACUUUGUCGUACUGCUCAUGUAG